AUGAUGAGCGCUACUUGGAAGGCUGUUGUUAAUUCCCUGGACCGGUUCCUCAUCCCGAACAUGGAUCGGAUGAGAUGUAGGUCGCUUUGCCUUCACGUCAACCCUACGAUGCGAUGCAAAUGCAUCGCGCGACUGUUAGCCGUGUUUCUUUCCGUUGUUAUUUUCGGAACCGCGUUAAUCGGACAUAUCACCUUCACAAGCGGCUUUUUUCGAAAUGGACGAACAGAUCACUUCGACAGACUUGAGAAGGCAACGACCAAAUCCUCCCAGCUGAUACAAAGAUCGGUGCUGAUUCGCUAUGGAGAUACAGAUCCAUUGGCCAUAUUCUCUGCUCAUAAGUAUCAAGGGAACGUCACUGUUAUUCUUUCGUCAUACGGAUACAUGAUGCGUCGUCUAUUCUGCCGCUUCUUUGAUAAAGAACAGGUGGAAAUCUUUCCUCCACGUCAAAUAACGGUUUUUCCUGAGUUUACUGCACGAUGCGGAUCAUACGAAAAGGCAAGCUUUGUCGCCGUUACUCUAAACGAUGACGAAAAGGUUGGCAAGUCGGAGAUGCAAAGAAUUGAAGAACCUCGAGCAGGUCAACAGCACUACUUUAGCGUAUGCCUGGCACCACUGUGGGGUAACUCACCGAAAUGGCUCAUGCUCAUCGAGUUCAUUGAAUAUUACUUGCUACAGGGCGCUCAGCAUUUCUACAUCUACAAGCAAAAUGCUGACAUUCUUACAGAAGCUGUACUCAGGACCUACAUCAAUGAAGGCAUAAUAGAAGUCAUAGAAAUAAACGAGGAGACCAACUGCUUGAAAAGGCAUAGAUGUCGUCAUGAAAUGCAGCUUCAGGACUGCACAUAUCGAUCACGUGGAAGAAGCAAAUGGGUAGCAACAGUAGAUCUCGACGAGCGGAUCAGCAUGAACAGUGGGAAGGACUUGAAAAACUUUAUCAAAUCAGUAGAUAAAGAAAGUUAUGGCGAGCUGAGAUUUCGCUGUCGAUGGGUAUUGCGCCAAGCAGAAGCACCCACUGAUCCGACACUUUGGCGAAGUGAAGGAGCACAAAUUCCCAUGGCAAUCUGGCACAAUACUAGCCACGUUGCACCAGUAAAUCACACAUCAAAGAGCAUUAUACAGCCGCUAAAGGUAGAGGGGAUGAGUGUGCACCAAGUCCUACGCUUUAGUCCAGAUGCUGAUGCAUUUCUGGUCCCAUCGGAGACAGCAGUUGUUAGGCACUACCGACACGUACAAGGAUGGACAUUUUUCCUGAAAGAAGCGGAAAGCUUCGGCUCCUUUGAAAAAACGGACGUGUCCAAGCACCUACUUGAUGCGCUACAAAAUAAAGUCCGUCAAAAAGCUGAUGAAUUGUUUCCGAACUCUUAG
Messenger RNA from Cylicocyclus nassatus, 1365 nucleotides. NCBI's taxonomy places the organism in Eukaryota, Metazoa, Nematoda, Chromadorea, Rhabditida, Strongylidae. The record is from the annotation of a GenBank genome assembly.